Molecule: messenger RNA, 174 nt
Organism: Salpingoeca rosetta
Lineage: Eukaryota; Choanoflagellata; Craspedida; Salpingoecidae
Exons: 2
Coding region: 1-174 (57 amino acids)
Source: RefSeq, a predicted model, not a curated record
AUGGUGCUGAACCUGCUGAUUGCGCUCACGUUGGACCGCGCAGACCUUGACUUCCAGCUGCUACGUGGCUGGCGGAGGAGGAGGAGCGUGCAGCGGGAGGGUGUGCUGCAUGCGCUGAAGAAGGAGAUGCAGUACAGCACGUGCAGAGCCACGCUGCCGACCAUCAUCGAAUGA